Molecule: messenger RNA, 2647 nt
Organism: Misgurnus anguillicaudatus (oriental weatherfish)
Lineage: Eukaryota; Metazoa; Chordata; Actinopteri; Cypriniformes; Cobitidae
Product: formyl peptide receptor 2
Biological process (GO): inflammatory response; complement receptor mediated signaling pathway; positive regulation of cytosolic calcium ion concentration
Cellular component (GO): plasma membrane
Molecular function (GO): complement receptor activity; G protein-coupled receptor activity
Source: RefSeq, a predicted model, not a curated record
AGAGAGAGAGAGAGAGAGAGAGAGAGAGAGAGAGAGAGAGAGAGAGAGAGAGAGAUGUGAAUGAAGUGGUCACACGUUAGUGACAACACAAUAUUCAAACAACUAUUCUGGACACAUUCACAAAUCAUAAUGCAGUGGUGAUUUCCCCGAGACUCAUAAUCAUUCAGUGUGUUCAGGGGCUGUUUAAAAUGUCACAACUCUCCCUCUGGUGUGAGUUUUUUUAAACAGCAAUUUUUAAUGGACUUGUUUAUGGCGACACAUCAAGCUUCACGCGGUCCGACACAGUCAGCAGUAUCUUUCUCAUUAAACGCAUUAAUGACCUCCAAUCAUGAAGUUACAACUCAUUAUGAGGAGACUACAGUGGACAUUGAUGCAAUCAUGGACAAUGUUACUGUUGUCCUUUACACCAUCACCAUUGUACUCGGUGUCACUGGGAACUCCGUGGUCAUCUGGGUGGCCGGAUUUCGUCUGAAGCACAACGUCACCAACGUAUGGUUGGUAAACCUUGCUGUGGCCGACCUGAUCUUCUGCUUUACGCGCGUCACAUCGCUUCUCAAGAAACUCUUCUUUGACCACUGGCCCUUUGGAGUCUUUCUCUGCAAGUUUAAUGGCUUCUUCAAGUACGCCAACAUGUUCUGCAGUGUUUUUCUACUGGCCGUCAUCAGUGUGGAUCGAGUGCUUUGCGUGUGGCGCCCAGUGUUCACCAGGGAAAGACGGACACUAUGUGCUGCUCGUGUGGUCAGUUUAGGGGUCUGGAUUGUGGCGAUGAUCUUCAGUUCGCCAUACUUUGUUUAUCGCCAGGUCUACCUUGGCGAUAACAACUUGAGCAAGUGCUCACUGGAGGUGAAAGAAUCAUCAAAGAGUGACAAUACAGCAAAAAACGCAUUGUACAGCAUUCGUUUCUUGUGUGGCUUUCUCUUACCUUUCCUGGUUAUUCUCUGCUGCUACAUACUAGCAGGCGUUGGAAUACGAAGAACAAGGCUUUCCGGUAAAUCGCGGCCUCUCCGUAUUCUCGCCGGAUUGGUCUGUGCGUUCUUCGUAUGUUGGGCUCCCUACCAUUGCCUGCUGCUCGCCAAAAUGGUGAACAAAAAGAGCCACGCAGUCAAAAUUGGCCUGCCCAUAGCCAAAGGCCUGGCGUAUUUCAACAGCUGUGUAAAUCCAUUGCUGUACUUCUGCAUGGGACUGGAUGUUAGGCGACGCUUCAGCCAAAGUCUGUCCGGGAUUUAUCGCAGGGCGCUGAUGGAAGAUGGCCAGACAGUGCAGUCUCAAGAGGGCACCAUUGAAGAAAACUCGAACUCCAUUCCAAAGACUAAAAGCAUAGUUCGAGACAUAGCCGAGGGUGGGACAAAUGUCUAAAACAUCUUUUCACCUUUGAAGGAACUACUGUUGUCAUAACAGUUAUACUUUAUUAUCAUUUCAAAAAUGUUUCAAAGACUCUUUGUUGACUGCGCUUUAAACUUUUUGUGGUUGUUGUUAAAUGCAGAGUUUGAUAUAAGUGUCAAUAACACUUGAAUGAUUUAUUUUCAUGCUUCCUUUAUGAGCUUUUUCACUCAUGCAGUUCUCAUUUCUUUUAUAUCAUUCACACCAUCAAUUUCGAAAUAGAAUAUCCAAGCAAGAUGUGAUGUGAUACUUUUUUUGCAGAUAUGUCUUAUUAUUAAUGUCAGGAAUUGACUUUUACUAAUAUAUUAGUCAUCAUAUUUGAUCUGGCAGAUGCUUAUUGAAUAUUAAUGUUUUUUUGAUUUGCUCUAUUUUGAAUGUUGUCAAUUUCUUUACUGUUAUUUAUUUAAUAAUGCUACCGUAUGCUCAGAUCAAUGUAUAAUCACUUUUUUAUGUUUGCUAGACAUUAGAUCUCAUUUAUUACUUUCAUUUCUGUAUUUUACAAUAUUUCUUCAAAAUAUUAUCAUUGAUUAACAUACAUUUUAUGUCCUUUAUUUUGUGCUGAUUCUGUAAGAUUGGUGUCAAAUCCUGACAAAAGGCAGCUGUAAAACUGACACCAAAUGACUGAAUACAGAGAGAACCAUUUUCUAAAAACAAUUCAUUCCUGUUGAAUCAACAUUUAAAAAUAUUUCUCAAAGAGUUCUCGUCUCCCCCUCUCCUCAUUGUCUCAGCCCAAAGCACCUUUAAUCUUUGAAUCUGGUCUUGUUUGAUAUAAUUCAAAAAGGUUUCAGUGCAAGUGGUACAAUGGUCUCAGUCAUAUGACAACUUUAUUCAAUGUAACAAUAAAGUAAGCAAACUUCACUUAAUGUUGGAAGACAACUCCCACCCUAGACUUGUAAACCAAUCACCCACUGUAUGCAGAUUAGUUACAGCCCCUAAGUUCACAAUCAGUAUCAAAUUUCUAUUAUUAUUAGGAAUUAUUAGAAUGCUUUGUUCUCUCUGGAUAUUUAAGGAAAGUUUGUAAGGGGUUCAGGGGGAUUUUCUAUAUUUAGAAGUGAACCAUGAUGUUGUGUCUUUGAAUACAACAUCAUGUUGUUUUUACUUUAUUUACUAUUCUGUAGCCAGAUCUUCAUUUUUUUGCCAGGUAUGCAAUGUUUUUGUUUGAUUACAGCUGUUUAUUGAUUUAUGCUUCGUAUUUGAGUUGGAUUGUUAAUUGAAUUCUGAAUUAUGAUCUCCUUACCUGGCUAAUAAAUUGUGAUGUUUGACUUCA